AUGAAGGUUGCGUUUGGCUCUGCGUUGCUGUCGGCUUUUGCCUUGCAGCGUGCUUCCGCUACUUUCAACUUCCCCGGGUUUCCCGGGUUUCCAGGUUUCCCCGGGUUUCCAGGCUUCCCAGGCUUCCCAGGCUUCCCGGGUUCCCCAGGUUCCCCAGACCCUAAUUAUCCCGUCGAGCCAACACCCACGGAUUAUCCUGUCGAGCCAACGCCUACAGAUUAUCCCGUUGAACCUACACCCACGGAUUAUCCCGUUGAACCUACACCCACGGAUUAUCCUGUCGAGCCAACGCCUACAGAUUAUCCCGUUGAGCCAACGCCUACAGAUUAUCCCGUUGAACCUACACCCACGGAUUACCCCGUUGAACCUACACCCACGGAUUAUCCCGUUGAACCUACACCCACAGAUUAUCCUGUCGAGCCUACACCAACAGAUUAUCCUGUCGAGCCAACGCCUACAGAUUAUCCCGUUGAACCUACACCCACAGAUUAUCCCGUUGAACCUACACCCACGGAUUAUCCUGUAGAGCCUACACCAACAGAUUAUCCUGUCGAGCCAACGCCUACAGAUUAUCCCGUUGAACCUACACCCACGGAUUACCCCGUCGAGCCAACACCCACGGAUUAUCCUGUUGAACCUACACCCACGGAUUACCCCGUCGAGCCAACACCCACGGAUUACCCCGUUGAACCUACACCCACGGAUUACCCCGUCGAGCCAACACCCACGGAUUACCCCGUUGAACCUACACCCACGGAUUAUCCUGUUGAACCUACACCCACGGAUUACCCUGUGAGCCCUGAGCCAACACCCACGGAUUACCCCGUUGAGCCAACACCAACAGAUUACCCUGUGAGCCCUGAGCCCACUCCGACAGAUUAUCCCGUCAGCCCAGAACCUACUCCCACGGAUUACCCUGUCUCCCCUGCUCCUACAGAUGCUACGGAUUACCCGGUGACCCCCGAGCCUACUCCCACGGAUUACCCUGUCUCCCCUGCUCCUACAGAUGCUACGGAUUACCCGGUGACCCCCGAGCCUACACCCACAGAUUAUCCUGUCUCCCCUGCUCCUACCGAUUCUACGGAUUACCCUGUCUCCCCUGCUCCUACCGAUGCUACGGAUUAUCCUGUCUCCCCUGCUCCUACAGAUGCUACGGAUUACCCUGUGAGCCCCGCUCCUACCGAUGCUACGGAUUAUCCUGUCAGCCCAGCUCCUACCGAUGCUACGGAUUAUCCUGUGAGCCCAGCUCCUACCGAUGCUACGGAUUAUCCUGUGAGCCCAGCUCCUACCGAUGCUACGGAUUAUCCUGUGAGCCCUGCUCCUACCGAUGCUACGGAUUAUCCUGUGAGCCCUGCUCCUACCGAUGCUACGGAUUAUCCUGUCAGCCCCGCUCCUACCGAUGCUACGGAUUAUCCUGCCAGCCCUGCUCCUACCGAUGCCUACCCUGUGUCGACCAUCACCGCAGCACCGAGUUACACUACCUCUACCAUCUACACCACAAUCUGUGAGACGGUCACCAGUUGUCCUCCUUCCGUUGUAUCAUGCCCAGCUGGCGGAUAUCCCGUUGUCGUCACGAGGACCGUUGCUAUAGCAACAACGGUCUGUCCAGUAGAGGCAGAGGCAACAACCCCCCCACAAUCCACCUACACUACCUCCACCGUUUAUACAACAACCUAUGAGACGGUCACCAGCUGCCCUCCUUCUGUCCCGUCAUGUCCAGCUGGCGGGUAUUCCACUGUUAUCACGAAGACCAUCCCUAUCUCAACAACGGUCUACUUGGUGGAAACAGAACCGACAACUCCACCUUACCCGACCCUCCCUAAUCAAGGUUAUGAUACGGCUAUCCCAGCUACUCCAUAUACCUUGAGCACUGCCAUCUACCCAACUGCCACAGUUGGUUCUGAGUCGCCCACGUACUCUGGAGCUGCAGAGCCAUCGGCUAGAGGCUCGACAGCCUUUAUUGCAGCCUUCCUGCUGCUCUCAGGCCUAACGCAGCUCUAA
Messenger RNA from Histoplasma capsulatum G186AR, 2001 nucleotides. RefSeq names its product proteoglycan. The transcript has 2 exons. Bases 1 to 2001 code for a protein of 666 amino acids. Lineage: Eukaryota; Fungi; Ascomycota; Eurotiomycetes; Onygenales; Ajellomycetaceae. The record is from RefSeq and is a predicted model, not a curated record.